Molecule: messenger RNA, 834 nt
Organism: Neltuma alba
Lineage: Eukaryota; Viridiplantae; Streptophyta; Magnoliopsida; Fabales; Fabaceae
Product: splicing factor U2AF 65 kDa subunit-like
Exons: 3
Molecular function (GO): RNA binding
Source: RefSeq, a predicted model, not a curated record
AUGAAGAUAAGGUCCAAGAUAGGAGUGCUGCAAGGAAGCACUCUCUGGGGAAAAAUCCUGAUCCUGAGGAUGGGGAAAAGAAGGAGAGGGAAGAAUCAAUUUUCACCUAGGGCACAAAGACGCACUUAUGAUGGAGAGCAUAAAGAUUUGCCUGCACAUUCUCUAAAGAACAGUUCUAGAAGAUCACAUUCUGAUGCCGAUAAAGGUAGAGGAGCAACUAAUCGUUCAAGAAGUCACCAUCAUCGACAUGGUGGGUCUAUAACCGGACUUGGUGGCUAUUCACCAAGGAAGAGGAAAACCGAGGCUGCUGUCAGGACUCCUUCUCCAUCGAAGCAUUCUUUGGAGAAGAAAAGAGCUGGAUGGGAUCUUCCCCCUCAGGGGACUGAGAAAUCUUCAGCCUUUAAAGUGUCAAAUGUUACAAUAUCAUCAGCCAUACAUAAUGUGUCUGCUGCAACUUCAGUGGAUCCAGUCACUGUGAAGCCUUCUGUGUCUCAUCUGAAUGAUUCAUCAACAGGGAAGAACACUGACAUUGAUUCUGUCCAACUGACACAGGCUACCCGGCCUAUGAGAAGGCUUUAUCUAGAGAAUCUACCUGACUCUGCUUCUGAGAAAGCUGUGAUGGAGUCUCUCAAUAACCUGUUGCUCUCUGCAGGAGUAAACCUUAUCCAAGGAGCCCAGCCAUGUAUUAGCUGCAUUUUGCACAAAGAUAAGGGCCAAGCACUUGUGGAAUUUAUUACAGCUGAGGAUGCUUCAGCAGCUCUUUCUUUUGAUGGAAGUACAAUUUUUGGUUCUACUGUCAAAAUUAGACGCCCCAAAGACUUUGUUGAAGUUGCU